AUGGCUGGGCUAAAGCAGCAGCAGCAGCAAUACCAACAACAACAACAUCAUGGCCUUCUCAGCCUUUGGUUGCUUUUGAUUUGUUUCCGCUUUGCCAUCAUAGUGGGUGAUAUAAAUUGCAAGGCCUUUAAGAAAAAUGCCAGUCUUCUAUCCUUAUCCUGUUGUGAAUUGACCCAUCCCAGCUUGGACAAAGGAAACGCUGAGUGCAGAGCAACUCUGAAUUUACCUCAUGGAAGACAAUUCACGUUUGCCGAACUCUACACCAUCAACAUGUGCAUUGAGGAAUGCAAUUAUGUUGGCUCUGGUUAUAUCGAUGCCGAUCCACCGUAUAGACUGGACAUGGCAAAUAUCCAAACAAAUCUUGACAAGUUUAUGCCGGAACCCAAAGAUAAUGCUACAACAUUUAUGAUGGAUGCCUAUAAGAAAUGUGAGAUAUUUCGCAUGAGGCACUCUUCACGCUAUACACUUCAUCUGCCGGAUAUUGAAUUCAUCGAAGAGCAAUGCAAUCCCUUUGCCUUACAGAUAACCAUCUGUGUGCGUAUCCUUGCCAUGCAGAGAUGUCCCCUACAGUUCCAGGUGAACACUGACAAUUGUAAAAUGGCCAGAAGCUAUUUUUUGCAAUGCGUGGUCGAUGUUGAAUCGAAUGUUUAA
Molecule: messenger RNA, 651 nt
Organism: Drosophila willistoni
Lineage: Eukaryota; Metazoa; Arthropoda; Insecta; Diptera; Drosophilidae
Gene: Obp85a
Exons: 4
Coding region: 1-651 (216 amino acids)
Source: RefSeq, a predicted model, not a curated record